This is a messenger RNA of Gasterosteus aculeatus aculeatus (three-spined stickleback), 9839 nucleotides long. It is a transcript of the gene tasor2, whose product is annotated as transcription activation suppressor family member 2. Gene Ontology annotation, cellular component: nucleoplasm. NCBI's taxonomy places the organism in Eukaryota, Metazoa, Chordata, Actinopteri, Perciformes, Gasterosteidae. The record is from RefSeq and is a predicted model, not a curated record. Gene Ontology annotation, biological process: negative regulation of gene expression, epigenetic.
GGGACUUUAAAUUUCGCUCGGAACAUUUUAGAAACCGAGCCAACCGCUUUCAAGCGAAGGGAGAAGAAGGCCGAACGACAGAUGUCCUAAGUAUUCAGCGAUGGAAAGUGGGAAUGGUGGUGCCCCGAGUAAAGGUGUUUUAAUACCUGCCUCAGAACGAACGGGCAUCUUUCAAAGCAGUAUUUUGACCACACUGAAAAGUGCGUACUUGUAUGAGGAGUCGAAACAGUCCUUCAGGUACACGUCUGCUGUCCUGGUAGAAAAUCCAACACUGGAAGAAAAGUAUAAUGCUUUCCGAAAAAAGAGAAAAGAAGUAGGUUAUUCAGAGGAGGAGCUGAAGGAAUCUUAUGGUUUUUUGCUGUUCGACGAUAUCCACAAGGCUAAUGCACUAGGACAAACUGGUGUGCUCACUGGAAACAGCACCUGUACAACUCUGGGAGAUCCCUCCAAAGGUGUUUACAUAUCAAUGUACUCCGACUGUCUGGAUCUUAAUUGCUGGUAUCACGAGAAGUCUGGAUACAUUGCCAUCAUCAGGCUGACAAAGGGUAGAGUUAAAAAGGUUUUAGAGAACUACACCCAGAACUACAAUGCACCCACCGUGGGGUUUGACUGUCAUGUGUCCGAACAGCUGCCCUCAGUAUCUUCCGAAACCAGCUCUUUUCUUGCCUUUGAGAGGACUCAGUAUUACGUGUAUGAGCUACUUGAUGAUGCACACAUUGUGACGGCUCAAUCUCCCAGUGCUGCCUUUCCCAUUGCCAUUGUGUCAUUUUUAUACACGGAUACAAAAGCAACACUUGAAGCCCCACUGAAGAAAUGCGAGGAGAAAAAACUUGUUUAUCAAUACUUUCCAUGGAGGGGUCAACUUCAAAUAAGCACACAGGUGUAUGAUGUAGGGCUGCGAUCUACAGCAGGGGCAUUGAUCCCUGCACUACUGUCCCCAGUGGUUAAAAUCGACAGAGCCAUUUCCAUGUUCAAUCUGCGUCAGCUGCUUCCAAGGGCUGUCUUUGAAACCUGCUUUUCUGGUGAAGUCUGUCUGGAUGGCUUAUACUUCAGUCAGUGUGAGUUUGUUUCGACCGAGGUAGAAGAAAGCUACUCACUCUCUCUACUUCUGCGGGAGAUCAAGGAGAAAGAUCUUGCGCUCAUCAUUCAGCUGAAUGAUGGUGGAUUUCUUAUCCUGUUGCACUCCUCACAUUUUGUCCAAUAUGAUGAUAUUGCAUCGAGUGGGACGGAUGUUCUGCAAGGCAUGUUUGUGUUUCCAAAUACACGAGGCAUUCACACAGACGCUAACUUUCAAGAGAGAAAGCUUGCCACGUCAUCGGAAAUCCUGCAGGUUCUACCGGUGCUGAGUUAUGCAGAGAGCAAAGUUGAGAAAACUCCUAUUGACCCAAGUGAAGAACUUUGUGAAGUCUUUACGCAGCAUAUGCAGACCUAUGCAGCACUGAUAAAUCCUGGGUUGGCAUCAAGUCCCUCGCGGGAAAUCAGCAUCUUUCCUGAUCAGUAUGAUGUGCCGGCUGCUCACAAGCACCUCUACUCAUCUCCGGAGUGGACUAACAAGGAGUGGGAGAGCGUUGGGUCGUACCUACGUAAACCAGACUCAUUUCAACUGCAGGUGUCCAAGGCUACAGAAAUCCUGAUGUCUGGACAAGAGCAGAGGAUGGAAGACCUUGAUGAUGAUGUUUAUAUCUACCUGUCCUCUCCUGAGGGGCCACAAACCCAACCUGAUAGCAUAGAGUCAGAAGACUGGCUGGAACAAUCUCCUGCAAACGUUGAAACACCUGUGGACAGUUGUAUAACAAGCUCCGAAUCAAAGGUUAACUCCACAACUGUGCCUCAAAAUGUUUUGCUAGAUGAUGUGAAAGCUGGAGAUGACACUGGCAUAUCUGAUCCGAGUGUGCCCAUCGAAACGGAUGACUUGAAGAUUAAAAAUCUCCUCACUCCAUCUACAUCAGACGACCUUCCCGCGGAGCUGAUCGUCAGCCUCACGUCGGCAGAGAACGCCGUCACUGGAGAGGGUUUAACAAUGAUCAGUAAUGUAUCUGCUGCAAAGCAUAAUGACUUUCAGCUGUCUGUUUUUUCAACAGCCAAAUUACAAACGGAAGGAGUGAACUCUCUGAAUGAGGAGGGUAUUGCAACCAAACAGGUUUUGGAUUGCCCUCCGGUAACAAAUCUCACAAAAACAAAACGGAGGAAACUACACAGAGGGCAUUACAAAAGGCGGCAGAAGUUGUCUAAAGCUUGCUUUGAAACUCCCAGUUCGCAAAUGCAAGCGGCGGAUGACAACUGGAGUCCGAAGAAAUACCGGGCAAAGAAAUCAUUGGGCCGUUCAUCGCUCAGUCUUUCAAAAAUUGAUCAGAGGAAGGUACAAAUGCGAAAGUGUAAAUCAAGUCAACUAUCAUCAAAAAAUGAAAGUUUGAGCUCUGCUUCCGCUGGAUUAGCAGUUCCAGAUGAGCAAAACCCCUGGACUGCCGAGCUGGAAAGAACCAUUUUUAUGGACUUUGAAGAUUUUCCUCUGAGGAAGAAAACAGAGCGCUCAGACUUAAAGCCAGUCAUCAGCGAAUGUGGAAGAAUUUUGGUUCCUCAUGGCUCUGUAGAUUUCGGUGAACAAAUUAAGUCUUUAACGGUCAAACUUCAAUCUAGAAAAGAUGAACAGUGUCCUGAAAAAACCUCUGCGAACGCUCCUGACACUAUGGUGCAAGAGUCCAGUGCUGCUCCAGAGACAGCAGUGGGUGAAGCCGAGGCAACAUCGCAGGAUGGAGGGAACCAGCUUCAUGUCGUUCAUGACAGGCCGCCAGAUGAUGGCAAUGGUUCAUUGAUGUUGAAUCCAGAGAGUGGUGAGCUUUAUUUGAAGACUGAUGUCACAGCAACUCCUCCUUCAGAAACCGUGAAAGGAAUCCUCUCCCAAGGAAACCUUCCCAAAAACAGUGAAUUUCUGUUCAGUAAAUUAAAAUCGGUUCUAGAGAGGAAGAGAAAAACUGAUCUCCCUUCAUCCGACGAAACAACAGCAGAUACCGCUCCAUGUCUCAAGAAGGUCAAGGUUGACUCGCACGCUGGGAUCCUGAAGAGUAGUUAUGCAAAUUCAUGUGUCCAGGACACCAGUUUGUGUGUCAAGGAAGUUUCAAAGAUGUCGUCAGUGGACCCAAUUUUUGCAUUUGCAUUAGGUCUGACCCCUAAAUGGACUGUAGAUAAGAUACAGAAACCUGAGGGUCAAGAGACUCAACAAAAGGAGACCAUUUCAGACAAACCACCUCAAAUCCUGAACCGGCCAUCACCAAUCUUUCCACGAGGGGGAAGGAUCAAAACGCUCAAAAGGCAUCAAGGCAUUUCUACAGAAAGUGUCAAAAAGAAAUGGUGGUUACAUUUUCAAACCCCAGCUUGUUAUGCCAGUGAGAAACUCAAAGACAGUGGUAGGGCUAAUUCUGUCAGGAAGACUGUUAAGGAAAACAUUAACAGUGCUUGCUCAUCUACAGACGCAUUGAGCUUACUUGCUGACUUGGCACUCAGGGCCGGUAACGAUCAGGUUCUACCACAACCAGACCCAGCACUUGAAAGAGAGACUGAGACAAGUUUGAAGAAGUGUGACCUUUCAAAAGAUCUUACCUGUGCUGAGCAAGAGUCAGUUCUUCCUUCUCUGCUUACACAGCCUGCUGCUAAACCCAUGCAGCCUCUUCAGUCUACUUCACCAAACCAUCUUGUGGAAAGCAGUGAAUGGGUUGGUUUGGUGUCUAAAGAACAUGCUUACUCAUCUCCCCCGUCUUCCUCUCUACUGUUGGGUUUACCAGGUACACCUUUCCAGGUAUCCCCUUUAAGUGGUUCUUCCAGACUGCUGCGCCAUCACCAGACAAUGUAUGGCAAUGGAAUUAAAAUUCUACACCCCUCUGUCGUCCACGAACGCAGUAGUGAAGAAAACCAAACAAUUCCAGGCUUUUUGAAAAAAAACAUUGUGCGGAGAAGAAAGUUUAGACACUCCCGCACCUUUGAAAACAAGGAUGGAUCUAUUCAGGUCACGAAACAAUGGGAGGAAACCUAUGACUUUAAUCUAGACAGCAAGUUUACAAAUGACUCAAAGGAUAGGACAAUUGUCCGAGCAUUACAUGGCCCAUGGGAUUUCUCCUUGCAAGACACCAGUGAAGAAGUGCUGCUCAUUGUCCACAUGUGGAUAGGUCUGUUCUACAGCCGGUCAACCGCAAGGUUCUUCCAUGUGGGCUCUUGCCAACAUUCAGAAGAGAGGGAUCCUCUGGAGAUGUCCAGGCAGACGGGAUCAGUCAGCUUAUUGGCUCCUUUCUCGAGUAUUCCAGACACUGACUCAAUGUUGGACCCAGGAUCAGCGAUUUUGGACUUGUCACCGAGAAACUCCAAUGCAGAGAAAGUUAGUCCAGAUCCGCAAGCCAACAGAAAAGAGACUGUGCCCAUUGAUCCAAAAGAAGCAAAUGAGACGUUAAAUGCACUCGAGUUACCUGUGGGACCACAGGAAUCCAUCACAAAACAGCAAUCCAAAAAGAUGGUACUCUCCACCGAGAUUAAUGAGGUGAAUGAUGUCAGAAGUUCAAAAGAAAAUACGAGGACUUGUACAGAGUUGCAAAACGCUUUGAGUCUGGAAAACGCCAAUGUACAACCUUGGAAAGGUGAUGGAACAAUAGUUUCUGUAGGAGAAGAAAUGGAAACUGUAUACGUUGAGCCAGAAAAUAACCAAAAGGCUUCAGGAGUUAGCGAUGUGCUAAAUGGAUGCAACAUUGAGCAGACUGAUACGAAAGAUGGAAUAGAAAAUUCAGAAGCGACAGAGACAAGUUUGGUCCAAACGCAUGGAAGGGAUUCAUCCAUAUCUCUGACCGAUGAGGAGGUAGACUCCAACAUAGAGUUAUGUGAUGUGCUUCAGACAGUUGAGGAUGAUGACACUCAACCCAAAGAUGGGGAAAACUGGGAAUCAAAAGAAAAUCUAUACAAAGAAGACCAUGUAGAAACUCCUAGAGUGAUUUGUACAAAUGACCAUCCAACAGACAAGGAAUUCGGUAUUGUGUGUGUUGGAAAUGUUUUGGACAAGAAGCAUUUACCCACAGAGGAGCCAAAAGCAUCUUCACCAGGAAAGCCUGUAAAUGAAGGUUUUGAUUGUUGUACAGUGCAGGAAAGUAAAGAGAUGGAAGAUGAAGAUCAAAUUGGAAAGGAAGGUGGACUUGAUGAGAGAGACCGUUGCGUUCCACCCGUGGAGACCGACAAUGAUUUGAGUAAUCAACCAGUACCUAUGAUAUGUGAUGGCGUAGACUCUCUACAGACAGACCGCAUCACAGAGAGUAAUCCCAAACCACCAUUAGUUGAGCAACCGCCUCAAGCUGUCAACAAAGAAGAUGCCUGUCAUGAUUUGCAGGUGAACAAGCUGUGUGCAAAUGACUGUGGGUUGCCGGUUGAACGUGACCUUUCAGAAAAGUAUCCUCUUACUUCAUCGGAAAUUGAUCAUUCUUCACUACUUGCAUUUGAGAAAAGUUACGAAAAUGAACAAAUUACUCCAUUCCCUAUGUUUGAUGAUAACAAGGGCACAGAUGUGUCUAUUCCCCAGACACAUGACGGUGUUGAAACGGGAAGCCACAACAACACAAUGGGAAACUUCAAUUGGAGAAGGCAUGAUCAUGACGAUCAGGAUAGGAAAUCAAUUGAGGGAAGGAAGGAAGUUGAUGACAAAACUGAAAAAGAAACAUUUCCCCAUUGGACUCAUGUCCCUCUGUGUGAGACAAAAGUGAAACUGACUGACAAAAAAGACGUCAAACAGAUCGGCAACAUGAAUGAGGCAUUGGCAAAGAUCCAUAGUGAGAUUGUGAUUCCUUUUAUUGGAAUAGACACCUCUGGAGAGCACACCAGUGUAGCAUCUUGGAAAGGUGAUGGAACAAUAGUUUCUGUAGGAGAAGAAAUGGAAACGGUAUACGUUGAGCCAGAAAAUAACCAAACGGCUUCAGGAGUUAGCGAUGUGCUAAAUGGAUGCAACAUUGAGCAGACUGAUACGAAAGAUGGAAUAGAAAAUUCAGAAGAGACAGAGACAAGUUUGGUCCAAACGCAUGGAAGGGAUUCAUCCAUAUCUCUGACCGAUGAGGAGGUAGACUCCAACAUAGAGUUAUGUGAUGUGCUUCAGACAGUUGAGGACGAUGACACUCAACCCAAAGAUGGGGAAAUCUGGGAAUCAAAAGAAAAUCUAUACAAAGAAGACCAUGUAGAACCUUCUUCUAGAGUGAUUUGUACAAAUGACCAUCCAACAGACAUGGAAUUCGGUAUUGUGUGUGUUGGAAAUGUUUUGGACAAGAAGCAUUUACCCACAGAGGAGCCAAAAGCAUCUUCACCAGGAAAGCCUGUAAAUGAAGAGAUGGAAGAUGAAGAUCAAAUUGGAAAGGAAGAUGGACUUGAUGACAAAACUGAAAAAGAACCAUUUCCCCAUUGGACUAAUGUCCCUCUGUGUGAGACUAAAGUGCAACUGACUGACGAAAAAGAUUUCAAACAGAUCGGCAACACAGAUGAGGCAUUGGCAAAGAGCCAUAGUAAGAUUGUGAUUCCUUUUAUUGGAAUAGACACCUCUGGAGAGGAUUCAGUGCAAUUCCAUGAUCCACACUCUCAAGGCAAGGUUGAAGUUGUUCAAGCCAAGGAAGAAAUACCAUUCAUCAGUGAAACUGUCCUAAACUCAGGAGUAUGCGGUACACCCCAAAAGGACAUUCGGAAGGCACAAUUGUCUGUUGGAAAAUUAUCACUGUCACUUAAUGAUGUAAGUAAUACAAACCAUCUGGGAAGUGGGUCAAUCAGCCGGUGCUCCACCCCUACUAUGGAUGAGAAACCAUUUGAGUACUUAACUAGAUCUGGCCCUAGUAAUACUAGUGCUGCCUUUAGUGGUAGUAAAACCAAAAGCAUGACUCAAAAACCUUUUAGCGGAGGCGCAACAGCCGCAAAGAAUGAGAUGCCUCCCAGGUGUACAGUCAACUGUUUUGCCAGCCCUCACCAUAAUAUUCCUCCUGAUAUUGAACUAAGAACUAUAAAAGUUCUACAAAGUCUAGACAAGCUCCUCCAAAAAUCAAGUGAAACAUCCAGCCGGAUUGAAAAAGCUGAUAAACGCACUCUACAUGAAGCCGCUAACCCCAGGAGCAAGAAUAUCACCACUUGUUUUGCCCCGAGCCAUACCUCAUAUGACUUUAAGGAUGAGAAAAUUGGCAAUACAGUACCAGCUGUGGUGUCAGCCUCUAGCUCACGAGAACUGAACACAGAGUCAACAGGUCACUUUCCUAUUUCCCCUCUCUUUAAAUUAGAGGAAUUACUUGGUGCAAAGUUGCAGCUACAGCAAAUUGCCGCAUCCGUUCCUCAUUCCUGUUCUGAAAGUGAUAAGAUGCAUGAAACCACACAAGAGCAAGUUUCUUGUCAACCCUACAGAUCUGUUCCCUCUCCUGAGAGUUUGCCAGCUAGUAUUGUUAACCAGGAAACACAUAAAACAACAUCACAGACCAAUUCAAGUAAUGAACCACGUUUAUGCAGUCAGCGUCCUGUCAUGGCAGUGAAACCAUCGAAGAGUGAUGAAAGUCAAGGGGACAACAUCUCUAAAGGCCGACAAAUUGAAAAGGCUGUAGUGUCAUAUUUCUCCAAAGAUCUACAAAAUACAAACCCCAAAGUCACAUACACCGUACCCACUACUUCGCUCUUGGUGAAAAGCGCAGAAAGAGUCAAGCAAACCUCCGAAGGAGUAAAUGAUGUCAAGCCAGACGCCUGUGAGCUUUCUUCAAAGAGCAGUUGGUUAACAAAUUUUAGUGUUUCCUCACCUCUCCCUGUGUGGUGUUUCACAUCAGCAAAAGGUUCCUCUAAUCUUGAUGAUGCGUCAGUCAAGGAAGUUGGGCAAUUAACUGAAACCAGCAUUCAGAUUAAACGGAAAGACCAUUCUUUUGCAUCAACUUCACAUGCAGAUAAGAAUCCUUUACUGGGACCUCAAAGCUCACUCAUUUGUACUGUCAAUAACCCUACACGGAAUCAAUCUUCUAAUUUACUGGAGCAGGUUUCUCAGAGGUGUGUACAAAAUGACCCCACUGAGGCAUCAAUGGAGCAGGAGUGCCUUAUCUUCUCCGAAACAAUGAAACAGCUUAUGAAAAGGAGUAAGAGGGGACCCGUCAGCCAACGGGACAUGCAUGACAAACGGAAUUUCACUUGCGCCAGUCCUUUGACGGUGCACUUUAACUGUUUAGAUGUGCAGGGUGAUUCCGAGGAUAACCUCAACACACUUUUGAACACAACCCCCCUUGUUGGACAGAAAAUCAAGGUUGAGAUGCCUGAAAGGAAAAACCUGGCACAUUUCAAAGAGGAACAAAAUACUUUGCAGGUAUAUAACAUUUCUCAAGGAGCAGGGAACCUAAUGGAACAUCCUGGAAUUGCUGGUGUGACUUCAGAGUGUUCCAGGCUGUACAAGGCAAUGAUGAAUGAUGUGUGUGCUGUCCGAAAGGUCCCCUCUAGACCUAAGCACUUCACAAUGGAUAGAGGUUACCCAACGACUGAACCAGGCAACCAUUUUGACUUCUGCGAUCAAAUGAAGAAAGAGCUGGAUGAAAGUUUUCGCAGUAAUCUGAAUUCAGUUGUGAAGAAAUCCUGUAAAACAAAGUACAGAUUCUACAUAUUAGUAACGUCAGAUGUUGCCUUCUUUCAAGAAACCAAGGCACAGUUGGAGGCAGAAGGCCACACUGCUGUACAACCAUCCCAGUUCUUCCUUUGUGAAGAUGGUUCUUCAUCACUACUCAUCAUCAUCAGAAAUGAAGACAUUGCAGAGCACAUUUUAGAGGUUCCACAUUUGCUCAGGCUGAAGACGUCACCAGGUGUUCAGUUUGCUGGAAUUGACGAACCAGACGAUGUUGUGAAUCUCACCCAUCAGGAGCUUUUCAAGCGGGGGGGCUUUGUAAUGUUCGACAGCGCAGCACUGGAGCUCCUAAGCCUUUGCAACAUGAAGAAAAUGUCAGAACUCUUGCAAGAGCUGAGCAGAACGGGGAAGUGGAAAUGGAUGAUGCACUACAGAGACAGCCGUCGGCUGAAAGAAAAUGCGAGGAUAAGUAAAGAAGCAAAAGAGAAGAAGCUCUUCCUCAAUGUUUGCCAGGAGGGUGGAAUACUGGAGGUCUUGCCUUAUCACGAGUGUGACCUCAUGUCAAGAGAUCUGCCCGACUACCGCACAUGUUUGGUCCGUUUGCAGGUCCAGAAUAUAUCGGCCCGUUACCCUGUGUUUAUAACCGAUAAAGCAACAGAAAGCGCUUUUGGCGAGAAUGGAAUUUUGACAAUGACCUUCCAAUCUUUCCUGGCGUAUUCUCAGAGCAAAACAUUUGCAGGCUGACCUGGAAAAAGUCAGAAUACUCAAGCUGUGCAAGAAAAACUCACCUCAUGUGAGGGAAACAUCUGUAGCCUACCAGCUUAUUGGGAUUUCAAACGUACUACAUUGUAUGGAACAAUAAUUAUAAUUUAACAUGUUCUUUUGUUUCAUUUGUCCAAGUUAUCAUUCAGUUAAUGGAUAGAGUGACAAAAAUGCCAAUAGAUGGGCAACUGUACUGUAUAUACUAUAGAUACAUUUUGUUAUACAUUGUUAUUGUAAUUCUUUUUUUUACAGUUUUGACAUCUGCAGCACAAUUGUUGUGGGUGUUUAUUGUAGGUUGACAACAAAGGUUAAUUACUCUUUUUUUCAAAUGUAUAUUUUAUAUAUUUAUAAUACUGUCAAAUUUGCGGACAGUGAGCCUUAACUACAGAGCGUGUUAAUGUUAAAUUGUUAUGCUCCUUAUUAUUAAUAAUAAAUCAAUAUUUUGUAUAUUAUGAUGCUCUACAGAGUAAUUUGACUAAGAAUAAAGAUGUUUCUUCAACUA